GAUCAAAGGUGUCCAAGCAAUAUAGAUGCGCAAAACUUAACGGCUAUCUCUGAAUUCCAUCUCAUGAAACUCUCAGAGAAUCCAGACCUGCAGCCCAUCCUCUUUGGACUGUUCUUGUCCAUAUACCUGGUCACAGUGCUUGGAAACCUGCUCAUCAUCCUGGCCAUCAGCUCUGCCUCCAACCUCCACACCCCCAUGUACUUCUUUAUCUCAAACUUGUCCUUGGCUGACAUCUGUUUCAUCUCCAUCACAGUCCCAAAGAUGAUCUUGGACAUUCAAACUCACAGUACAGUCAUCUCUUGUGUAGGCUGCCUGACACAGAUGUCUCUGCUUAUUAUUUUUGGAAGUAUGGAUGACAUGCUUCUGACUGUGAUGGCCUAUGACAGGUUUGUGGCCAUCUGUCAUCCGCUGAAUUACCCAGUCAUUAUGAACCCUCAUCUUUGUGUCUUCUUAGUUUUUGCAUCUUUUUUGUUUAGCCUCCUGGAUUUACAAUUGCAUGAUUUGAUUGUCUUGCAGUUUAUGUAUGUGAACAGUGUUGAAAUUUCCAACUUCUUCUGUGAACCUGCUCAAAUCCUUAAUCUGAUUUGUACUGAUAUUUUCACCAAAAAUAUAGUCAGAUAUUUUGUUGGUGCCAUAUUUGGUUUUAUUCCCAUCUCACUAAUAUUAUUGUCCUAUUAUAGAAUAAUUUCCUCCAUUCGUAGAAUCCCAUCAUCAGGUGGUAAGUACAAAGCCUUUUCAACCUGUGGGUCCCACCUGUCAGUUGUUUGUUUAUUUUAUGGAACAAGUGUCGGGAUGUAUCUUGGUUCAGCUAUAGUGUAUUCCCCCAGAAAGAAUGCAAUGUCCUCUGCCAUGUACAUGAUUGUGACUCCUAUGUUGAAUCCCUUCAUCUACAGUUUGAGGAACAGAGAGAUAAAAAGUAGCCUGAAAAGGCUCUAUAGCAGAGAAAUCUAA
Messenger RNA from Fukomys damarensis (Damara mole-rat), 951 nucleotides. Its product is annotated as olfactory receptor 7E24-like. Gene Ontology annotation, biological process: G protein-coupled receptor signaling pathway. Gene Ontology annotation, molecular function: olfactory receptor activity; G protein-coupled receptor activity. The transcript has a single exon. The coding region runs from base 64 to 951 and encodes 295 amino acids. NCBI's taxonomy places the organism in Eukaryota, Metazoa, Chordata, Mammalia, Rodentia, Bathyergidae. The record is from RefSeq and is a predicted model, not a curated record. Gene Ontology annotation, cellular component: membrane.